Messenger RNA from Sciurus carolinensis (gray squirrel), 2447 nucleotides. It is a transcript of the gene Kcnip2, whose product is annotated as potassium voltage-gated channel interacting protein 2. The coding region runs from base 278 to 1090 and encodes 270 amino acids. Gene Ontology annotation, cellular component: voltage-gated potassium channel complex. Lineage: Eukaryota; Metazoa; Chordata; Mammalia; Rodentia; Sciuridae. The record is from RefSeq and is a predicted model, not a curated record. Gene Ontology annotation, biological process: regulation of potassium ion transmembrane transport. Gene Ontology annotation, molecular function: potassium channel regulator activity; calcium ion binding. The transcript is spliced from 10 exons.
GGAGGAGAGAGGCGGAUCGGCUCCUGCUCUGAGCUCAGCUCCACUCUGCCUCUGACUCUGCGCUCAUUUGCCGCCCAAGCCUCUUGCUCCUGCCCCGGGACCCCUAGGUGGGGCCUAGAACCGGGCUGGUUCCUCGACUAGGCCCCCAACCUUUGGCUCACCUGGGUCCCCAGCCCCAACGGUGCGCUAAGCCGCCAGGGGGCGCCGUGUGAGCGCCCUAUCCUGGCUACCCGGCGCCCCCUCCCUCGGCCCAGGCGGGAGUGGGGCGCCGGGGGCCAUGCGGGGCCAGGGCCGCAAGGAGAGUUUGUCCGAUUCCCGAGAUCUGGACGGCUCUUAUGAUCAGCUCACGGGCCACCCUCCAGGGCCCACUAAAAAAGCGCUGAAGCAGCGGUUCCUCAAGCUGCUGCCUUGCUGCGGGCCCCAAGCCCUGCCCUCAGUCAGUGAAACAUUAGCCGCCCCAGCCUCCCUCCGCCCCCACAGACCCCGCCCGCUGGACCCAGACAGCAUAGAGGAUGAGUUUGAACUGUCCACCGUGUGUCACCGACCUGAAGGUCUGGAGCAGCUGCAGGAGCAAACCAAGUUUACGCGCAAGGAGUUGCAAGUUCUGUACCGGGGCUUCAAGAACGAAUGUCCCAGCGGAAUUGUCAAUGAGGAGAACUUCAAGCAAAUUUACUCCCAGUUCUUUCCUCAAGGAGACUCCAGCACUUAUGCCACUUUCCUCUUCAAUGCCUUCGACACUAACCAUGAUGGCUCAGUCAGUUUUGAGGACUUUGUCGCUGGUUUGUCGGUGAUUCUUCGGGGAACCAUAGAUGACAGGUUGAAUUGGGCCUUCAACCUGUAUGACCUCAACAAAGAUGGCUGUAUCACCAAGGAGGAAAUGCUUGACAUCAUGAAGUCCAUCUAUGACAUGAUGGGCAAGUACACAUACCCUGCACUCCGGGAGGAGGCCCCAAGGGAACAUGUGGAGAGCUUCUUCCAGAAGAUGGACAGAAACAAGGAUGGUGUGGUGACCAUUGAGGAAUUCAUUGAGUCUUGUCAAAAGGAUGAGAACAUCAUGAGGUCCAUGCAGCUCUUUGACAAUGUCAUCUAGCUCCUCAGAAGAAGGAGUUAGUGUGAUCUGGGGGCACCAUGUUCUAGUCCUAGUCUGGGCAGACCUCGCCCUUCUCUUCCCAGGUCUGUCCUCAUCUAAGCCCUACCCUGCGGGCUGUAGGGAUCCAAAAGCCUGGGGCUUCAGUAGUCUAGAACCCUGGAUUUGAAGAGGCCAGAGAGUGGGCAGAGUACAUCUGGUGGGUGUCCCAACUCCCAACAGCUUUUACCCCCUUCUUGCCUGACACCCAGUGCUGUGGGUACCUCUGCUAUAGGAAAUGAGUGAUGCCCACCUCCCAAGCCAAUUCUAGAAACCACAACACUAGACAGAAUGUCUCCUGCUAUGGUGCUUCCCCAUCCCUGAUGUCAUAAACACUUCCCCCUAAGUGUUUCUCAGAGAGGAUGCUCUGUCCUUGGCAUACUAGCUGGCUUUUCACCAGCCUUUGAGAGCCUUGUGGGAGGAAAACAGAAUACUAAGGGAGAAAUCUUGGGCCUGAGCCAGUGGUUUGGUCCUAGUAUCUGACUGGAGUAAAGAACAGAAAGGCCAUGGAAGAUCAUUAGACCUCAGGCAUGUUGUUAAAGCUCCAAGUUCCACAGUGUACUACCCCAGGCCAUUAGAGUUUCAAAACUUUUCAGAAGGCCUUUAUGUCACAGGAAUGUCCCAGAAGUUUUCCAUACCUUUCUCAGUAUUCUAGGAGAGCUUGGGAACCAGAUAUUUGGCUCAUCCCUGAAAUUCCUUCUCUCCCCCCCUCCUUCCUGCUUGUAUGGUGGUGGUGGUAGGGAUUGUGAGUGGGAGAUGUCUUGGUUGAUGCCUAACAAAGUUACAGCCUGCUCUUCCUGCUCAUUGCCUAUUUUGUUUCACUUGCCAUGUCUUCUAGCUUUGUAGGCAUGGAGUGAAUCAGGGCCUUUCCUGAACUUGGGUCCCAUCACCCCUCCCAGUGGAUGCCUUAGAGGGAGAAUGAAGGAGGAAGGCAUGCCUGGGGGGGGGCGGGGGCAGCAUUUAUUAGAACCUUUGAUCAACCCAGGCUCUACCCUAAACCCCUAUCUAACCUCCUCAACUCCCUAGUUUUCUCUUCUUAGUCUAUUCAGAGAUGCCCUUGAGCACACUGAAAAGGCAGGGAUGAUAGGACCCAGGUUGUUCCACCUCAUCAUCAGGACCCCUGCCAUGCUGCUACUCAUUAAUAUACCUGCUUGUCCCUUUCAACUCACCCUCCCAGUCAGCCAGAAUCUGAGAGGAAGAGCCCCCAGGGACCUCCAUGUCCCAUCAGACACUGCUGACUGCUUUGCAUUUUUGACUCUUCUGUAUAUUUUGUAAAAUAACAAGUACACCAGAUCCAAUAAAACACAAUGGCUAUGCACAG